Molecule: messenger RNA, 1773 nt
Organism: Filobasidium floriforme
Lineage: Eukaryota; Fungi; Basidiomycota; Tremellomycetes; Filobasidiales; Filobasidiaceae
Product: putative methionine-tRNA ligase
Exons: 9
Coding region: 1-1773 (590 amino acids)
Biological process (GO): methionyl-tRNA aminoacylation
Molecular function (GO): ATP binding; methionine-tRNA ligase activity
Source: RefSeq, a predicted model, not a curated record
AUGUCCUUGCGUAUAGUCAGGGUCGAACGCUUGUGUGGUCCGCGUUUAUGGAAAAGCCGCUGGACAUGCCGAGGAUUCUCCACGACCCGACCGACGAGGAUAGAUGAUAUUGCUGUAGGGACACCAGUCAGACCAGAGGCCAAGCCGUACUACGUGACCACUCCCAUCUUCUACGUUAAUGCUGCUCCUCACGUCGGCCACCUCCAUUCUCUCCUGCUCACAGACGUCCUAGCUCGGUACGCCCGCUUACGAGAUCCGAAUCGAGAAGUUAGAUUCGCAACGGGUACGGACGAACAUGGAUUGAAGAUCCAGCAGGUAGCUAAGGGGUUAGGGCGAGAGCCGGGGGAUCUGUGUGACGAGAUUAGCGAGCGGUUUAGGGCAUUAGCCAAAGCAGCCAACGCUUCGAAUACCAACUUCAUUCGAACGACCGACCCAGCCCACAAGCUCGCCGUGCAACACCUCUGGAAAGAACUAGAAAAGAACGGACAUAUCUAUAAAGGAUCUCAUUCUGGCUGGUAUGCCGUUUCGGACGAAUGCUUCUAUACCGAAGCUCAGAUUGGAGACGUUGUGGAUCCCGUUUCAGGGGAGAUUAAGAAGGUCGCACUGGAGAGUGGGUCGACGGUAGAAUGGACGGAAGAAGAGAAUUACAAGUUCAGGCUGAGCUCGUUCAAGCAGAGCUUGAUCGAUUGGUUAGAAGCCAGCCCUGAUUCGGUACAUCCUCCCUCGACCCAAACACACCUCUUAAAAACCCUUCAGUCCGAACCAUUGCAAGACUUGUCCAUCUCCCGUCCCGCUUCGCGACUUUCAUGGGGUGUCCCCGUACCCAAUGAUCCCGAGCAUACAAUCUACGUUUGGGUGGACGCGUUGACGAAUUACCUGACGGUGCUCGGGUAUCCUUGGAAGGGGGAGGAAGGGGGAGAGACUUUGGGUGUAGAGGGGAGGCAUGGGUGGCCAGUGGAUGCGCAUGUUGUCGGGAAGGAUAUUGUCCGAUUUCACGCGAUCUACUGGCCAGCGAUGUUAAUCGCCGCCGGCCUCUCUCCGCCUAAACAAGUUAUCGCCCAUGCACACUGGACGAUGAACAAAUCGAAGAUGUCCAAAUCCAAGGGCAACGUGGCCGAUCCCUUCGAGGCUAUGGAGAGGUACGGUGUGGAUGCGGUCAGGUGGUAUUUGAUGCGGGUCGGGGGUAGUCUUUCGGGGGAUGCAGACUACUCGGCAGGCGAGAUGGAGAAACACUACAAACUCCUAGCCUCGCAAGUCGGUAACCUCGCCUCCCGAAUCGCUUCGCCCAAGUUGCAGAAACGGUUCCUUAAAGCCGCUUCCACGCAUCCGGAUGCCACCUCGCUCGUUCAUCCCGAGGUACAGGAGCUACGAAAGGUCUUCCUUCGAUGCCGGGAUGUGCUGGAGGAACGACUGGAUACCUUGGAAAUCAGUCGUGGGCUGGAAGAAGCUAUGGAGAUGGUUUUCGAGGCCAACCGCCUGUUUACAGCGCUCGAACCAUGGAAAUCCGAUACGAGCGAUACCGACGUGAUCAACGCCAUGGUUUUCGCUCACGAAUCACUACGACUGCUCGGCAUCGCGUUGACUCCGAUCAUGCCGAGCAAGACGGCCGAGCUUCUCGGUAGUCUGCACGUGUCGCCGGACAAGAGGACAUGGGAGAACCUCGUCUGGGAUGAAGAAGCCGCUCUCAGGCGCGUCGUCGAGAGCGUCAACUCGGCCAUGCAAGUCAAGGGGAAGAAGCAGGUCUUAUUUCCAGCGCUAGUGGAAGAUGCUUAG